AGUUUAUAGCUGACUGCGAAACCCCUCUCACAAUACCCCUAAACCUGUCUAUACCUACAGUUAAAAUAAUAAUAUUAUAAAACCAAUUAUCCAAAUUAUUCAUUAGACUACAGUACAAAAUCAACCUCGUGAUACACAAAACUUUUCGGCUAUAAUGUUCCUACAAUUUACCUUAAAUCGCAGUUUGCUAUCGACGAAGUUUUACAAGAGGAUCAACAACAAUCUUUGAAGUUAAAAUAAUUUGUUAAAACAUAAUUUUACUAACUAAAUCAACGGGCACAUUGACUUUUUUCGUUAAACGCUUUUAUAACAUUUAAAUCGGGAGUUAAAGCUAUUGACAAACUGCAUCGGGCAAAACGAAACAUCUAAAGCAGACUCAAUGAUUUAACUUCACACCGUACCGCGAUUAUUUUAAUCAUAGGGCAACAAUCCAUCCAGAUUUUCAUUUGAAUUAGUAGUUUUGCAAUAAACUGGGCAUAUAUAAUACACAACGGGCUAAGUUUUGUGAACGUUAAUACAACAGAAUAUACAGAUACAGUGAACUUUUCGUUGGUUGUUACAUCAUUGACUUUUGGUUCGAUUUCGACAACGUUCUUUUCGCCAAACCGUUCGACUAAUAGAAAAAAAAUCUGUGAUCUAGAUAAAGUUUAAUUUGAUAAAUUUAGGUGUAUCUAAAAAAAUUGAAAUAUUUAUUUACGAAAAAAAAAGGAAACAAAAGAAGCUAAAUCGUAUUUUUCCAAAAUCUCGACUAGAGUGCCUUAUAACGUCGGCCUUAUCUCAAAAAAAAAUAUUUCCUAUUAGAAAAUUUGUAUAUUAAUAAAAAAUAGAAAAAAAAACAAAAAAAUAAGAAACUAAAAUAUACAUUGUGGCUUAUAUUUGGUACAAGUACAAAAUUGUUGAAAAUUGAAACGUUUUUAAAUAGAAAAUAGUCCAAAAUUAUCCUAAACGUGACUGUUUAAUAAACCCGCCUUCGACUUAAUACAUUAAUAUAAACAAAUCGCGACCGUAUUUAACUCGACUGUGACUACAUCUACCAGGACAAGGAUCUAUCUACAAUUAUACUAACCUACGAAGGGUCAACCACAGAACAUCUGCUAGUUAAAAAAUCGAAACAAGAGAAUAAGAGAGAGAAAGAAGAUCAGCCCUUCAGUCAUUUGCUUACAAUUUAACGACAUACACGUAUCUCAGUUAGUAUCGAAUCAAGCAACCGCUGAAAUUUAUGUGCAAUAAUUGCAACAAAAAAAAUUAGUACAAAUAUCAACGACGUGACGUUGGCCGUUCGAGUGACGGCAUUUUUUACAAUCGGUCUCAAAUAAACUGUCAAAAUUUUCACAACGGAGGAACAGAAUAUCCUUAGUAAUUUAAAAGUUGAACAUGAGAAUCUUGUAGCAAAGUGGCUGCAAAAUUCUUUCAAAAUACAAGAAAAUACCGCCCUCGAUCUCAGGGCGACACCGCUAACACCGCUACAGAUUCCAAUGGCGGAGGUUAACAACAGACCAGUUUUUAAGAUGAACAACGAUUUCUGGAAUCAAGCGCGAGGACCUCCUCAAAACCUGCCACAAAACUUAUCAAAUUCCAAUCAGAAUUCACCAGUGCCAGGAUCAACGAAUUCAAUACCAGCACAUUCACCAAGUCAGCAGAGCAAUAGCAGCCAAAUUCACGUUGUUACGCCUGGCGCCUUGGCUCUACAACAAGCUAAUCAGCAAACGCAACAAAAUAAUCAACAAAAUCACGCGCAACAACAAGUGCAACAACAACAAGCACAGCACAACGCUCAACAACAAGUGCAACAGCAACAAAAUGCGCAGCAACAAGCACAACAACAAGCGCAGCAACAAGCACAACAGCAAGCGCAGCAGCAGCAGCAGCAGCAACAGCAACAACAACAACAAAAUUCGCAGCAGCAAAUGAAUCAAUCACAACAAUUGAAUCAACAACAGACUAAUGGACCUACUCAACAACCUCAAUUAUCACCG
This is a messenger RNA of Diorhabda sublineata, 1976 nucleotides long. RefSeq names its product alpha-protein kinase 1-like. Lineage: Eukaryota; Metazoa; Arthropoda; Insecta; Coleoptera; Chrysomelidae. The annotation marks the transcript as partial. The transcript is spliced from 3 exons. The record is from RefSeq and is a predicted model, not a curated record.